ACAAGUUGCUUAAAGCAAGGAAUCUUUUACCAAACGUGAAAAUGUCGUUUAAUUUUAAUAAUAAACCUCUUUUCGGUAAUACACCAACUACUACGUCUUCUAAUUUUACUGGGUUUGGUAGUGGGUUUGGUAACUCAACAGGUACUUUUUAACUCCAUAAGAUUUGUAAUUUGUUCAACUUUAUUGCAAAAUGUCCUCACUACUGCAUUAUCGACCAGGUUUUAAUGUUGGUCCGAAUACUACAAGCCUCAAAAAAUUACCUACAGAUUUUGGAGCGAAAACAACAGCAGGCUUAACUUUUGGGACGGCAACAAACACCGGUACAUCCUCAGGUUUUGGAUUUGGAACGACAACUAACAGUACUGCAACAAAUUUGAGUAAACCUUCUUUUGGAAUGUUUGGUGCGACUCAAGCACAAGCAGCUCCGGGACAACAGCCUCAACAGGAUGAUGCUCAAGUAAUUCUGCAGGCUCAAGCCACAGCAAUCGCUGCUCCUCAAAUUUUUAAUGAUGAAAGAGAUGAGUUAAUUGCCAAGUGGAAUCAGAUGCAAGCAUUUUUUGGAACAGGAAAGGCUUUUUAUGGACCAGGUGGAGCAAAUAACAUUGAUUUUGGACCUGAUAAUCCCUGGUGUCGGUUUAAAGCUGUAAAUUACGCAAGAAUGAGCCAGUACUCUAACGCUGAUGGUUUAGUUGCCCUAACGUUUAAUAAAAAAGAAUCUGAUAUAAAGCAGCAUCAACAACAAAUUGUGGACUCUAUUCAUAAAAUAUUAGGAGGCAAUGCCGCCCACUCAGUGUGCGUCUCAAGUAUCAAGCCUCUUCCUUGCGAUAAGACCGAUAUGACAAUAUUUGUUCAAGAAAGAAAUCAAGCUGGUGAUUCGCGUAAAAUACCGGCAUCAGAGUUGAAUAAUUUUUUUCAACAGUCAAGUGCUAAGCAGCAACUAACUAAUCAAUUGUGUGUCUGCAAUAUUAUUGCCAAACGCCGUUGGAGUAAAAAUGAGUUGAAAGCUUACUUAGAAAAGCCAAUCGCUGGUUUGGAUCCUUUACUAUGGCAACAAGCAAAGUUAGACAAUCCUGAUCCAGAAAAUUUGAUACCUGUUCCUAUGAUUGGUUUCGGAGAACUAAGAAAUCGAAUGGAAUGUCAAGAGCAACAGGUUGAAGCUCACCGCCUUUGCCUUGAGGGUGUUAAACAAACGCUGGAAAACAUUCAAAAGGAGGACGUUGAAAUUGUUGCUAAAAUAGAGGAAUACAGACGAAAAUUAAACGAGUUCAAGCUAAGAAUUCUCCGAGUCAUAGUUGCUCAAGAGAUCUACAGGAAGCAAGGCUAUGCUGUUCAAGCAGAAGAAGAACAAUUAAAAAUAAAGCUUGAGCGUCUCCUAGCCCACCUUAACUCACCCACUCAAUUUAAAGGCCGAUUAAAUGAGCUUAUGUCUCAUAUAAGAAUGCAGCAAGAAUUAUCAAAUAGUCGAUCUGGACCAAAAUAUCAUUUAGACGCAACAAUGAGAGACGACAUAAGACAUCACCUUAAGCAGCAGCAGGAUGGACUCGAGCACUUAAGCAAGGUUAUUCGGGAUGAUACAGAGGACUUGAAAAAAAUUGAUUCUGCUUUUGAAGGUUCAAAAAAUGGAUAA
Messenger RNA from Dimorphilus gyrociliatus, 1627 nucleotides. NCBI's taxonomy places the organism in Eukaryota, Metazoa, Annelida, Polychaeta, Dinophilidae. The record is from the annotation of a GenBank genome assembly.